UGUUAAUAUGCUCUGCGUUGUGAAGGCUACCUGUAAGUCGGAGUUUAGACGCUUCACUCUCGCCAACGUCCAACUGGAUAACCUACAGCAGGAUUCAGACAAACUUUCUUUCGAGUCUUUGCAUUUGAAGGCAUGUAUUUAUUCUCUUUUUACUGCUGUAUUACAACACUGUAUCUUUGAAAACACACAUUUGAAUCCAACACUUGUGAAUUGGCCAAAAUAGAUAUGUACUUUAUUUAACCAGAAGGCGAUGAGCGUCUCAUACGAGGACCACAAUGGCGCUCGUAAGUACAUCGAAACCGAUACCGACGUCUUCGAGGCUAUCAAGAGUUUUAUCAAGCAGCCUCAACCUAGCCCCACUAUGCUAGUCAUACGUCUUGAUGUUGAACCUCGUGAGAAAGUGGAUAUGAGUACAACCUUGGGGGAAAAGGAAAAGAAAGGUAGCCCAAUGACCGACUGUGAGGACAAUAAACAAAAGCAUGCUGAAGAGGGUGUUCAUGAUCGUGUCUAUUGUGAUAUUUGCCUAAAAAAUAUCCGAGGUACUCGCUGGAAGUGCCAUGAGUGUGACAACUACGACUUGUGCCAGAAUUGUCUCCCAUUGGCUAGUCGGCGUCACUCUGGCCAUUCUUUCAUGCCUAUUGAAGCUCCAAAACAACCACCUACUACUGAGCCUCCGCCCUAUUCUAAACAAUCUCAGAAACAAGAGCAUGGCGCAUAUUGCGAUAUAUGCAUGAUGACCAUCAUGGGCGUGAGACACAAGUGCAUUCAGUGUCCUAACUACGAUCUGUGCGAAGAAUGUCUCCCGCUAGCAGGCACCAUGCAUAAAGGGCAUACCUUUUUCCUCAUCACUUAUCCUGGACAGGUCCAAAUCAAAGUUGACCGCACACCUCAUAUGAGCAUUAUAUGCGAUAGAUGUAACGAAACUGUCUAUGGCGUCCGUUACAAGUGUGUAAACUGUGCAGAUUAUGACCUAUGUGGGGACUGUGAGGCUCUACCAGAGCCUGUUCACGAUCCUACUCAUAUCAUGCUCAAGAUUCGGCAGCCUCUCGCUGGCCACAGCGGCUUUCUAAUCCCUAUCUUGCCCAAUAUGUAUAAAGAUGUCUGGAAAAAGGCGUUUGCCUGCAAAACUAGGCGUGAUGCCGAGUCUCAGACCCAAUCAUCAUGCCCGCAGAAGAUGCCGAACGAGCGUAGAAAGGAAAAAUCAGCGACACCAAGUGAGAAGUCGGAGGACUCUAGUGAUUGCUUUGUAGUGGUGGACAGUGAGGAAGACAUGUAAAAAUAUUUUUGUGCCAAUGCUUGUGAAAGCACUGACCACGUUAGUAUUCCAACCCCAAUAUUACUUUUUAAAUGGAAUGUGCUCUUUAUAUUUUUGGGUUUUGUUUUAUUUUUGCUGGGGCCAACAAAACUUUGUUGUUUUCAGAUAAGAUGUCUU
Messenger RNA from Lobosporangium transversale, 1432 nucleotides. RefSeq lists its product as hypothetical. The coding region runs from base 251 to 1276 and encodes 341 amino acids. The transcript is spliced from 5 exons. Gene Ontology annotation, biological process: endosome organization; aggrephagy; mitophagy. Gene Ontology annotation, cellular component: aggresome; amphisome. Lineage: Eukaryota; Fungi; Mortierellomycota; Mortierellomycetes; Mortierellales; Mortierellaceae. The record is from RefSeq and is a predicted model, not a curated record. Gene Ontology annotation, molecular function: K63-linked polyubiquitin modification-dependent protein binding; protein kinase C binding; zinc ion binding.